Ctenopharyngodon idella (grass carp) is the source of this 926-nucleotide messenger RNA. It is a transcript of the gene mmp20a, whose product is annotated as matrix metallopeptidase 20a (enamelysin). Bases 1 to 759 code for a protein of 252 amino acids. Gene Ontology annotation, biological process: proteolysis; extracellular matrix organization; collagen catabolic process. The record is from RefSeq and is a predicted model, not a curated record. Gene Ontology annotation, cellular component: extracellular matrix. Gene Ontology annotation, molecular function: zinc ion binding; metalloendopeptidase activity. The transcript is spliced from 5 exons. Lineage: Eukaryota; Metazoa; Chordata; Actinopteri; Cypriniformes; Xenocyprididae.
AUGCGCAGUCGCAGUAAGAGGCAUGCAGAACUCAUGAAGGAGAAGAUCAGAGUAAUGCAACAUUUCUUUGACCUGAAGGAAAGUGGUCUUCUGGAUCAGAAAACGGUGAAUGUGAUGAAAGAGGCAAGAUGUGGAGUACCUGAUGUGGAGAACUUCAGCUUUUAUCCUGGACGGAACAAAUGGAAGAGCAACACCAUCACUUACAGGAUUGCGAGAUAUACCCCAGAUCUCAGUCGAGAAGAGGUGGAGAACUCCUUGCGUUUGGCUCUAAAAAUAUGGAGUGAUGCUGCUCCUCUGAAGUUUGUCCAAGUAAACCAUGGCAAGGCAGAUAUUACCUUCUCUUUUCUCUCCAAAGCUCAUGGAGACUUCUUCCCUUUCGAUGGGCCUGGAGGGGUGCUAGCUCACGCUUUUGAGCCUGGAGAGGGCACUGGAGGUGAUGUUCACUUUGACGAUGAUGAAACAUGGACAGCGGGACACGGCAGAUCAGGAUACAAUCUGUUCACGGUGGCAGCACAUGAGCUCGGUCACUCUUUGGGUCUGUCUCACUCAAGGGAUUCCACCGCUCUUAUGUAUCCAAAGUACAAGUUUAUCAACGCUGCAACGUACACACUGCCAAGAGACGACACACUGGGGAUUCAGGCUCUGUAUGGGAAGAAAACAAAACAACAGAAGACACUUGAAAUGAAGUGUGAUCCAAACUUUUCUCUUGAUGCAGUGACAAUACUCGGAAAAGAAAUUAUUUUUUUUAAAAACAGGUGAAGCAUUUAAUCAUUCCUCUAUUACCAAAUUAAAAUUUUAAAUGAUAAAUAUAGAAAAUAAUGGACGUUUUUGAGAUGCCCAUUACAAAGUAUAAGGUCUUGUACAUGUCUCUAGUUACAUGUGGAUGAGAACCAACUGGAAGACAUACUGGAACAGACUAAGAGAAG